This is a messenger RNA of Trichoderma virens Gv29-8, 1002 nucleotides long. RefSeq lists its product as uncharacterized. The transcript has a single exon. Bases 1 to 1002 code for a protein of 333 amino acids. The record is from RefSeq and is a predicted model, not a curated record. Gene Ontology annotation, molecular function: catalytic activity. Lineage: Eukaryota; Fungi; Ascomycota; Sordariomycetes; Hypocreales; Hypocreaceae.
AUGCCAAAAUUUCUCAAGAUUGCUGCAGCGCAGAGCCGAACCCUUGACACAACAGCCAACACUCUCAAACAACUUGAGACAAAGGUCAAAGAGGCUGCCGCCGAAAGCGUUGACCUCAUUCUUUUCCCAGAGGUUUAUUUGGGCGGAUAUCCCCGAUCGGCAACAUUUGGUGCUAAGAUUGGCGAGCGUACUCCAGAUGGCUAUCACCAAUACCUGUCGUAUUUUCAGGGGGCCAUUGAUCUCGGAGAUACCCCCGAAGGUGGUGACGAGGAUUGGGUCAGUCGCCGACUACCUACCAACGAGAACGGAGUGCGUGGAGACGGUAUACGAGAGGAGCUAGAAAGAAUUGCCCACGAGACUGGAGUCUAUGUCGUCACCGGCGUAUUGGAGCGAUCUGGAGGUACGCUAUACUGCUCCGUGGUAUAUGUCGAUCCGGCCAAAGGAAUCGUUGGAAAACGACGCAAAGUUCUUCCUACGGGAAGUGAGAGACUUGUUUGGGGCCAGGGCCAACCUCGGUCUCUUAAAGCCGUGAGCACAACUAUUAAAGGAGUCAAGAUCUGCCUCGCCGCUGCCAUCUGCUGGGAGAACUACAUGCCCCUCUUGCGCCAGGCGUUGUAUCAGCAGAAUGUGAACCUAUAUCUCGCCCCGACUGCGGACGGGAGGCCAACAUGGCUUCCUCUGAUGCAGACAAUCGGAUUCGAGGGACGGACUUUCGUCGUCAGCUCCAACCAAGCUGUCCGCGAUGAUCAGCUGCCGGAGUGGAUCAGCGAGGUAAAGCGGGAGGGAAAGUUCAUCAGCGGCGGAGGUUCGUGUAUUAUUUCGCCCUUUGGCAAGGUUCUCGCUGGGCCGAGCUGGGACAAAGAUGGAGAGCUGCUCAUCCAGGAGCUGGACUUUGAAGAAUGUGAGAAAGGUCGACUGGAUUUGGAUGUUGCUGGAUCCUAUUCGCGGAAUGACUCGUUUCAUUUGACGGUCAAAGGCCUUGAUUUAAUCCCACCUCCUUAG